UCCGUCUCUCUUACUCGGAUCUGCGGCUGUUCGUUCCUUCAUCGUUUUGUUGUGAAUUUCUCGCCGUCAUAAAAUCCUUGGGAACAGAGUUUUCAAUUUAUCGGAAUACGCAAAGGCGAACAGAGUGAAGUUGUAGAAAGAGAUUGGGUUAAACAGAUGUGAGCAAUGUCGAGACCUUUGCUGAUCGUUUUUCUAGUGUUCGUGAUAGUUUUCACUUCUCAGUUCGAAUGGAAGCAGCAAUUUGGUGAAGAAAUUGAGCCAACUCCCACAGUUUCUCUUAAAGACCAAUACGUUUCUAAACGCCAAGAUUCCGUUAAAGAAAAGAUAAUACUUUCUCAAGAAAGAAAUAUUCAGAAAUUGAAUGGGCAAGUGAGGAGUCUUCAGGAGCAGCUGCUACAGUGUAAGGCUGAAAAUGAGGUUACCAAUCGCUCUACAUUUUCUUUGACUGAACAUUUAACUGAACCUGAGAAGCAACCAAUGUUGGAUGACUAGUAUUGUUGGAUCAAAUGCCAAUACAUCAGUACUGUGCGGUCUGUGUAAGUCUAUAAACCUUGUUUCUUUCUUCCCUCUUUUUUGUAGCUUCAGAAUGAUCACUGUUUCAGUUGACUUGCAACACCUUACAUGAAGCUUUUAAUAUCUCUU
Molecule: messenger RNA, 642 nt
Organism: Hibiscus syriacus
Lineage: Eukaryota; Viridiplantae; Streptophyta; Magnoliopsida; Malvales; Malvaceae
Exons: 2
Coding region: 166-492 (108 amino acids)
Source: RefSeq, a predicted model, not a curated record